Molecule: messenger RNA, 1466 nt
Organism: Bactrocera neohumeralis
Lineage: Eukaryota; Metazoa; Arthropoda; Insecta; Diptera; Tephritidae
Gene: Lipt1
Product: lipoyltransferase 1, mitochondrial
Exons: 4
Coding region: 153-1400 (415 amino acids)
Biological process (GO): protein lipoylation
Cellular component (GO): cytoplasm; mitochondrion
Molecular function (GO): lipoyltransferase activity
Source: RefSeq, a predicted model, not a curated record
UUAAUAAUUAAAAGGACCAUUUUUAAGUGUAAAUAAUGUUGACUUAAGGAAUGUGUCGCGAGCAACGUUAACAAAUUGAAAGAAAUAUAAUUGUUAAGUAAUAGUCGAUCAAAAUAUAGUAAUCUCUGUAUUUAAAAAAUUGUGCUGUAACGAUGAAUACCAUAAUAACCAAAGGUUACAAAAGAGGCAUUCAUAAAUGUCUAUAUUCUGUUUUUGAAGAAGCUCAUAUUAAUUUACCGCAAAAAUUUUUUCAUUCGAAUUACAAAAAUCAAAAUAAUAGGACAACAAAUAAUUAUGGAUUACCCCCGUCUUCAUUUGUUACUAAUUCAACUAAUAAUAAUUUAAAAAGUUCAAAUGUUACGAAAAUAUCUGAUGGAAAUAUUAGAAAAUCAGUGUUCAUUUCACAGUCAUAUGACGUAUUUACUAACUUAGCUCUUGAGGACUGGUUGUACAGAAAUUUCGAUUUCAGCCAUCAUCACGUAUUAUUAUUAUGGGUAAAUGAUCCAUGUGUUGUGAUAGGUCGUCAUCAGAAUCCCUUUAUGGAAACAAAUGUGUCGAAAUUGAAUUCAAAUGGCGUGACUAUAGCUCGUCGGAACAGUGGUGGUGGGGCCGUAUACCAUGAUCGUGGUAACCUCAAUUGCACAUUUUUUACGCCACGAGAAAGAUAUGACAGGAAAUAUAAUUUGAACAUUUUAACACGAGCACUAUUUCGAGAAUGGGCCAUUAAAUCGGAAAUAAAUAAACGAGACGAUGUAUGCAUUAACGAAAAAAAGUUGUCCGGAACUGCCGCGAAAUUAGGGUAUCCGAAUGCGUAUCAUCAUUGCACACUUCUGGCUAAUACUAAUAAACUCAACCUGGGAAAUUGUUUAAGCAAAGAAGAGGUUAAUUAUAUUAGCAAUUCUACGCAUUCAGUUCGCUCCCCAAUUAAAAAUUUAUGUGAAAUAAAUCGCAAUGUCAAUAUAUCGCAGUUAAUAUCUUCAGUUGGUUAUGAAUACUUAAGAACUUUUGCUACAGAGUUGAGAGAUGGCGGAAAUCAACAAAUUAUGAAACAACGUGGUUUCCAGCUUAUCAAUCCUACAGAAAAAUGGUUCCCAGGAAUUGGUAACUUAAGAACAGAAUUCAAAUCUUGGGAGUGGAUAUAUGGUAAAACACCAAAGUUUUCAGUUGAAAAGGAGAUAUUCUUAAAAGAUCAGGAUAAAGAACAUAAAAUGGUUCUUAAUGUACAAGUGGAAAAAGGUCUGAUCCACAAUGUAACUAUUACGAUGCCAAAUCGAGAGCAACUACCGGUGGUAUCUAGCUUACAGCGCAAAUGUUACAAUGAAGAAAACUUAAGUAAAAUUAUAAAUGCUCUUAAAUUGGCAUCAACCGACAACAUAAUGCAAGCUAUAAACCGCCAUUAACAUAAUUGUAUAUUUUCUUAAUUUGCAAAUAAACUUAACCAAUAAUUAGUUAAAAUGAUUAUUAAA